CCGCCAUGGCGCCGCCCGUGGGGUACGCGCUGCUGUGCGGGCAGGCCGCGCUCCUGCUCGGGAACCUGCUGCUGCUGCACGGCCGCGGCCUCCCGGGCAACGAAACCGAGCCCCGGGAGCUGCCGCCGGGGCCGCCCGCCGCCGCCUGGGCUUACAGCGAUCCGCGGGCGCCGCUCGUCCUAUGCACCUACCUCCCCGAUGAGUUCGUGGAGUGCGAGGACCCGGUGGACCACGCCGGGAACGCCACGGCACAGCAGGAGCUGGGUCACGGCUGCGUGAAGGUGAGGGCGGGGCGGGGGCGGCCCCAGCGCCGGCGCCCCCCGGCCCCGCCGAGCGCUGAGCGCUGCCCCCGCCGCAGUUCGGCGGCCAGGCCCACGGAGAGGUGGAUCACACGCGCGUGCAGUGCCGAGCGCUGGACGGCAUCGAGUGCGCCGAGCCGCGGAGCUUCCUGCGGGGCAGCCGGCCCUGCGUCAAGUAGGAGAGUCCCUGUCCCCCCGCGCAGCCACCGCACCGAACCCCCGGGAGCAGGGCUGCUCCGGCGGGGAAGGCUGAUACGCUCUGACCCAGCCGCAUCUUCUCUCGCAGGUACACGGGACACUACUUCAUCACCACUCUGCUCUACUCCUUCUUCCUGGGCUGCUUCGGAGUGGAUCGGUUCUGCCUGGGCCACACCGGCACGGCCGUGGGGAAGCUGCUGACCCUGGGGGGCCUGGGCAUCUGGUGGUUUGUGGAUCUGAUUCUGCUGAUCACCGGUGGGCUGAUGCCCAGUGAUGGCAGCAACUGGUGCACCGUGUACUGAGGAGGGGCAGGACUGGCCCCAGCUGCAGCCCCUGGAUGCCUCUGGUCACUGCCAGCUCUGGACCAGGCUCUGCCUGGCACAACCUGGACUCACAGAACUGGAACUCAGGGUGCACAGCAGUUAUUCUUGAGAACGACUCUUUACCAACCUUGGACACAAAGGUGUUAAGUAUAUAUUUUGCUUGUUUAAAAUAAUCUGGCUUCCCACUGCAAAUAGCGACAGCUUAAGAAAUCAGAGCUUGCAAACACAGAGGGUCAAACAAACAAUAAAAUCUGGAAGAAGCUGA
This is a messenger RNA of Cinclus cinclus, 1085 nucleotides long. It is a transcript of the gene TM2D2, whose product is annotated as TM2 domain containing 2. The transcript has 2 exons. The record is from RefSeq and is a predicted model, not a curated record. NCBI's taxonomy places the organism in Eukaryota, Metazoa, Chordata, Aves, Passeriformes, Cinclidae. The coding region runs from base 6 to 698 and encodes 230 amino acids.